GGCAUCGUGGGUUCCUCCGGUAACGGAAUGAGUUCCGAAAUUCCGGUGGAAACCUCUUCGGUUGCCAUGGUUGUGCCGUCCUCACCACUACCCUUUGGGGCAAGUGUGGGGGCCGCGACCAUGACGUCGUUUGCAAUGCCAAGCUCGAUCUUCGGGUCGGCCCCUCGACCCAUUCCCGGGCUCGAAACCACGGGGGAUCACCCCGUCGCAAGAUCCCCCCCCCCCCAGCCCAAUGAAGCCAACGACCCCCUCGUGGCGAUGGUGAACCAAGCAUGGUACCACAACAACUAUCUCGCCAUCAACAUUAUCCUGGAGGGGUUGGGAGAUUCGCUAUACCCCGUCUACGCCGGUGCAACGCUCGCCAAGGAGCUUUGGAAUAGCUUGAACAAAAAGUAUCAAACUGAAGAUGCCGGCACGAAGAAGUUCAUCGUCGGGAAGAUGCUGGACUACAAGAUGGUCGACAGCAAAUCUGUUGUCGCCCAGGCUGAGGAGCUUACGGUUAUCUUCAACAAAUGCAAUGAAGAGAAAGUAGGCGUCAGCGAGGCCUUCCAAGUGGCGGCCAUCAUCCACAAACUUCCCCGGUCGUGGGAAGAUUUCCAAGCCGACCUCAAGCUCAAAAGAACGGAGCUGAAUCUGGAGCAACUGCUCACGCGGUUGAGGAUCCGAGAGGAAGGGCUUGCUAGAAGAAAUGGAGGGGCUAAGGCGAAUGUUGUAGAACAUCCGUCGGGCUCUUCACAUGGUGGGAAGGACAAGAAGAAAAUGGGUCCUAAGGGUGGUGUUUCUAAAUUUGCAGGAAAGUGCUACAAUUGUGGCAUUACUGGGCAUCGUUCCUCCGAUUGUAGGAAAAAGAAGCCACAAAAGGGUAAGAAGAAAACCACUAAAGCCAUGUGUGCGGAGCUUGACAACUUGGACCUCUGCGCGGUUGUCACCGAGGUACAUCUCGUCGGGUCAAACCCGAAGGAAUGUCGAAUUCCGGUGACGAUGAUGAAGUCGAACAUGAGACUGAAUUGAGACGAAGUAAAAGAAUACGAACUGA
Molecule: messenger RNA, 1036 nt
Organism: Cuscuta campestris
Lineage: Eukaryota; Viridiplantae; Streptophyta; Magnoliopsida; Solanales; Convolvulaceae
Source: the annotation of a GenBank genome assembly